UUUCGUUUUAGCAGCUGACACUUUUCGAUUUAUCAGAGUUUUUUUUUAAUAACAAACAUUAAACAAAAAAGAAAUGGGUCGCUUUAAUUAAAAAUUUUAAUAAUUUACAUAUGUACAUAUUUAUUUACUAAUCAAAAAUAACAUGACGAACAAAUCGAAAAUUCUUAAUAAUUUAAUAUUUUUUAUAAUUCUCACAAUCCUAACAAAUUUUCCAAUAAUACACUGCACAACUAAUUUUGUUGAUAAUGCUAAAACUCUAGUUUAUGGUCCAGGAUUAAAACCAGAUGUUAUAACGUUACCUGCACGCUACUUUUUUAUUCACGCUGUUGACAAAAGUGGUGUAAAGUUUUCAGUUCCUCCGUCCGCAAAAUUUUUAUUUAUUCUUGAAGGCCACUCUCCUUAUGGCAAAUGCCGGUACCAUCAUGAAAUCAUAGAUCGAGGAGAUGGUUCUUUUAUUGUGCGCUAUAAAAUACUCGACUACUGUGAUAACGUUGAAUUACAUAUUAAAUAUAAUGGUAGUCACGUAGCUGAUUCGCCAUAUUUGAUUAAAAAAACUAUAUAUUCGGAAAAAUGUUAUUGUCCAAAAGAGCUCUCAGUGUGGCUGCACGAUAAUGAAUGCAGGAGAGAGGAAAACAGAAUAACUUCAGAUUUGCAACCAUUUAAAAAAGUAAAUUUUAGUUCUAUACGAGAGAGUUUGUUGAAAAAAUUCAACUCGCCAGGAAGUAUAUCACUUUGCCAUUACGUUAUUAGAAAUCAAGAAAUUUAUAGAGUUUGCUAUGGCAAAUAUACCGGUUUCAAAAUGUUCAUGGAUUCAAUGUUGCUUUCAAUGACAAGGUUGAUGAAAUUACCCGACAUUGAAUUUUAUUUAAACUUAGGAGAUUAUCCUUUGUCAAAGAAAGGGGGUAAACAAAGGACAUCUGGCCCCUAUCCUAUAUUUUCUUGGUGUGGUAGUUCUGACACAUACGAUAUCGUGCUUCCCACGUAUGAUAUCACUGAAUCAUCACUGGAAAGUAUGGGACGUGUGACUCUUGAUAUGCUUUCAGUUCAAAAAAGUGUUUACCCUUGGUCAGAAAAAGAAAAUAAAGCUUUUUGGAGAGGUCGGGAUUCUAGAAGAGAAAGGUUAAAUCUUAUUGAUUUGAGCAGAAUGUAUCCAGAUAUAAUAAACGCUUCUAUAACAAAUUUUUUCUUCUUUCGGGAGGAGGAAGAAAAAUAUGGACCAAAAGUAGCGCACAUCUCAUUUUUCGAAUUUUUUAAGUAUAAAUUUCAAAUUAAUAUUGAUGGAAGUGUGGCAAGUUAUCGUUUGCCUUAUUUAUUAGGAGGCGAUGGUACCGUUUUUAAACAAGAAUCCCCGUUUUAUGAGCAUUUUUAUUUGAAAUUAAUACCUAAUAAACAUUUUAUUCCUAUAAAGAGAGACUUAUCUGAUUUAGUCAGCAAAAUUAAAUGGGCGAAAGAAAACGAUGCUAGAGCUAGAGAAAUUGCUAAAGAAGGUAGAAAAUUCGCUGAAAGCAAUUUAUUGUCCAGUCAUAUAUAUUGUUACCACGCUAUUCUUUUCGAGGAAUGGAGUAAACGUCUUGUUAAUUCAGUCGCCAUUCUACCUGAAAUGGAAGAAGUUCAACAAGAUUUUAAAUGUAGCUGUAAGGAAAACCCCUUCUCAAUGAAAGAUGAGCUCUAGUAAUUUCCGCGAAAAUUUAUUUUAGAUUUUUAAUUUAUGUACAUGUAUGUUUAACUCUAUAUGAUGUAUGGGUAUAAAGAUGUUUUCAGGAUAUUAGAAUUAAGUAUGUAGCUAUUUAAUAUUUAAAUGAUGAAAAAUGUUUUUGUGAUGUGUACAUUUUAUGUCAAUAAUUAAAAAAUUACUUUCAAA
This is a messenger RNA of Condylostylus longicornis, 1861 nucleotides long. Its product is annotated as protein O-glucosyltransferase 2-like. Gene Ontology annotation, cellular component: endomembrane system. The transcript is spliced from 4 exons. Gene Ontology annotation, molecular function: protein binding; glucosyltransferase activity. The coding region runs from base 143 to 1672 and encodes 509 amino acids. The record is from RefSeq and is a predicted model, not a curated record. Lineage: Eukaryota; Metazoa; Arthropoda; Insecta; Diptera; Dolichopodidae.